Molecule: messenger RNA, 339 nt
Organism: Diversispora eburnea
Lineage: Eukaryota; Fungi; Glomeromycota; Glomeromycetes; Diversisporales; Diversisporaceae
Source: the annotation of a GenBank genome assembly
AUGUCUCUUUCCAUUAACUACCGAAAUACUGUAAACAUAGUAAAAGUCCCAUUUCCUCCAACCAUUGGUGUAGAUGAAAUCGUAAAAAUUCAUUUAAAAAAUGAUAUUAAGAAUGUUAAUCAAACUCUAAAUGCAUUCAUGAUUUAUCGAAAAAAACAUAAUCGUGUAGUUGCAAAGUUGAAUCUUUCAAGUAAAGAUGUAUCCAAGUUUGUUAAAAAUUCAUGGAAAAAUGAGCCAAAUAAUGUCAAAGACCAUUACCGGCAGAUGGCAAAAAAUGUAAAAAAAAAUGUUUCAAAGAAAAGGUUCCUUCUCUUUGUUUUAUCAAUAGCAAUCAAGUAA